AUGCACUCUGCUUUUAUCCUCCUCGCAGCUCUGGCUGCCGUUGUUUCCGUGGAGACAACCGAUGUCCAAGUGUUCCAACCUGGCCCCACGACCCUUCCGCUGCACGCCGUCGAGGCCAGCGUCGUCGAUGCCAAUGCUGGCGCCACCACUCUCGCCAUCAAGUGCGAGGGAAACAUCUACCCCCCCGGUGAUCACUUCGCCCUCUGCAGCCCUUUCACCAUUACCCAGGGCCCAUCCACCUACAGCGUCAGCGCAGUCUACUCAGCCUCGGCGGGUGGAGUCGAGGAAACCCACACUGUAGUACAAGACUGCGACAUCACCUCAUCCACCGAGUUGGCCACAUGCACACUGUCCGCCAAAGUGGAAGUCUCCGCACUCGGAAGAAAAACUGUCACCUCGUCCUCGGCGACGGUUACCCUUCACUCUGGCGAUAUUUGGUAUACGCCUGUUCUGGUGACCGCUGGCGCGGAGAAGUUGACGGCGUCGAGAGCGACGCAGACAGUGUCUGACACAACGCGGACAGGGUCUACAGCGACGCAGACGGCUGGAAAUGAUGGUGCUGUUGUUGUGAAUGCCGCUCCGGGAAAUAUGGGGCUCGGUCAGGCUGCUGUUGUGGCUGUCGCUGCCGCUGCAAUUGGGUUUUUGUAG
Molecule: messenger RNA, 648 nt
Organism: Aspergillus lentulus
Lineage: Eukaryota; Fungi; Ascomycota; Eurotiomycetes; Eurotiales; Aspergillaceae
Product: putative GPI anchored cell wall protein
Source: RefSeq, a predicted model, not a curated record